Daldinia childiae is the source of this 2538-nucleotide messenger RNA. RefSeq names its product Serine/threonine-protein phosphatase 2B catalytic subunit. Gene Ontology annotation, molecular function: calmodulin binding; calmodulin-dependent protein phosphatase activity. The transcript has 8 exons. The coding region runs from base 1 to 2538 and encodes 845 amino acids. The record is from RefSeq and is a predicted model, not a curated record. Gene Ontology annotation, cellular component: calcineurin complex; cytoplasm. NCBI's taxonomy places the organism in Eukaryota, Fungi, Ascomycota, Sordariomycetes, Xylariales, Hypoxylaceae. Gene Ontology annotation, biological process: calcineurin-mediated signaling; fungal-type cell wall organization.
AUGGCUGAUAUGAGCACUGGCACUUUCAAACAUGAUAUUACAGAACCUCCUAAAUCUAAUCUAGUCUUGCCGUUAUUUUCCCUUAAAGGAAAGACAGCUAUCGUCUCUGGCGCUGGCGCUGGAAUAGGUCUCUCGAUAGCUCAUGCAUUUGGUAUGAACGACACCCCCUAUUUCACAGCUGAAGCAGGAGCCAAUGUUGCGAUAUGGUACAAUUCUAAUAAGAAGGCCUUAGAAGAGGCUGCCAAUGUCGAGAAAACGUAUGGCGUCAAGUGCAAGGCCUACCAGGUCAACGUAUCGACAUGGGAAACGGUUCAGGCUGCCGUUGACGAAAUCGUCAACGAGUUUAACGGCAGACUUGAUAUCUUUGUCGCGAACUCGGGUAUUGCGUGGGAGGACGGACCCUUCAUCGAUGGCCCACUCGAGACGAUGCAGAAAGUGUUGAAGGUAAACAUUGACGGCACCUUGUUUUGCGCACGAGCUGCCGCCCUACACUGGAGGCGACAGAAGAAGGAGGGCACUACUGUCGACGGACAACCGCUAGAGAACUUCAGCUAUGGCAGUUUCAUCAGCACUGCUAGCAUGAGCGGCCACAUUGUCAAUAUUCCCCAGCAGCAGACCGUAUACAACGCGUCUAAAGCUGCGAUCACUCAUGCCUGCAAGUCAUUAGCGGUUGAAUGGGUUGGCUUUGCGCGUGCCAACUCAGUCUCUCCGGGGUAUAUUAAGACGGAUAUUUCCUCCUUCAUUCCUCCCGAGACCAAGAAUGUUUUUAAGGGCAAGAUCCCGAUGGGACGGGAGGGCGAGCCCGAAGAAUUGAAGGGCACUUAUCUAUACUUAGCCUCUGACGCUUCUUCGUAUACAACCGGCGCCUUCUCUCCCCCUGCGGGCUCGGCGCCAGAACAACGCAAUGUUCAGGUCGACAAUGCCAUUCGCGCUAUUCAGGAGAAGAAGCCUCUCCCCGAGAUUGACUUCAGUAUCCAUACUAUGGAAGAUGGUACACAAGUUAGCACUAUGGAACGGGUCUGCAAAGAUGUUCAAGCGCCCGCCACAUUCAAGCCCACCGACGAGCAGUUUUUCGAGGAUGAUACCCAUACGAAACCCAACAUUACUUUUUUGAAGCAGCACUUUUAUCGCGAGGGUCGAUUGACCGAUGAGCAAGCCUUAUGGAUCAUCAAGACCGGCACUGAGCUCCUACGUAGCGAGCCAAACUUACUGGAGAUGGAUGCCCCUAUAACAGUCUGCGGUGAUGUUCACGGUCAAUACUACGAUCUGAUGAAGCUUUUCGAAGUCGGUGGCGACCCGGCUGAGACUCGGUAUCUCUUCCUUGGCGACUAUGUCGAUCGAGGUUACUUCAGUAUCGAGUGUGUUCUAUACUUGUGGUGCUUGAAGAUACAUUACCCAAAAACUCUUUGGUUGCUACGCGGAAACCACGAGUGUCGCCAUUUGACCGACUACUUUACCUUCAAGCUUGAGUGCAAGCACAAGUACUCCGAAGCUAUCUACGAAGCUUGUAUGGAAUCGUUCUGCUCCCUUCCGCUUGCCGCUGUCAUGAACAAACAAUUCCUCUGCAUCCAUGGAGGGCUCAGCCCCGAGCUGCAUACUUUGGAUGAUCUGAGAAAUAUUGACCGCUUCCGGGAACCGCCUACCCAAGGAUUGAUGUGCGAUAUCCUAUGGGCCGACCCCCUAGAGGAUUUUGGUCAGGAGAAGACCAGCGAAUACUUCAUGCACAAUCAUGUGCGCGGUUGUUCGUAUUUUUUCUCCUACCCUGCAGCAUGCGCGUUCUUAGAGAAGAACAACCUACUCUCCAUAAUUCGAGCACACGAGGCUCAAGAUGCCGGUUAUCGUAUGUACCGUAAGACUAGAACUACUGGAUUCCCGAGCGUUAUGACCAUAUUCUCCGCGCCCAACUACCUCGACGUUUACAACAACAAGGCGGCGGUAUUGAAAUACGAGAACAACGUUAUGAACAUUCGGCAGUUCAAUUGCACACCGCAUCCGUAUUGGCUUCCUAACUUUAUGGACGUAUUUACUUGGUCUUUACCAUUUGUUGGUGAGAAGAUUACCGAUAUGCUGAUUGCCAUCCUGCAUACCUGCUCAGAGGAGGAGCUUAAAGAGGAAACACCUCUAUCGUCAUCUCCUGGCCCGCAGUCGCCUCCGCUCGGGGGUCCUUUAUCAGAUCCGGAUCGAUCGAUCGAGUACAAGAGACGGGCCAUCAAGAACAAGAUCUUAGCCAUUGGUCGACUAUCACGAGUGUUUCAGGUACUUCGGGAGGAAUCAGAGAGGGUUACGGAACUCAAGACCGUGUCCGGCGGACGACUACCUGCGGGUACACUCAUGCUUGGCGCAGAAGGGAUCAAGAAUGCUAUUAAUACCUUUGAGGAUGCCAGGAAAGUCGAUCUCCAGAACGAGAGGUUGCCACCUAGUCAUGAGGAAGUUCAGAAGCACCAUGAUGAGGAACGACAGCAGGCAUUGGAGAGGGCCUCCCGGGAGGCUGAUAAUGAUAAGAAGUUACAGACUCUCUCCAGGAGGUUGAGCACGUAA